AUGAGGACGGGAAGGAUCGAGGCUAGCAUAGAGGCCAUGGCGUUGAAACAGGACCUCAAGUUACGGACAGUCGUCCAGUUCGUGCGGGUCCACCACCGCUCCACGGAAUGGCGCACAAUACUGUAUCUUUCACUGGACUACCCAGUCCCGCAAGCGCAGGCGAGCGGGUGGAAAUACGUGAACGGCGACGUGAACACGCUGCCGUACUCGUACACGCUUUCGUCCCUCCCUGCGCUGCUUCGGGACGGGGCAGACUCGCCCAUGGCGAAGUCGUACACCAUCCCGUUGACGCCGAACACGCCGUUCCCGGCGCUGCCGAUCACGCUGCCGAACAUGGCGCUGUACCUGCAGUCGUCGCUGGAGGAGUCGCGGAAGGCGCUGCACGACAGCUCGAGCGGGAUGCGGAAGCUGGCGCAGCUGGUGAACUCGUGCUACCCCGAGGACGUGCCGGUGUACGAGGAGUCGGACCUGCCAGAGCGCAAGGGCGUGCGCUACCGCCUGCGGAGGGUGUUUGGGAAGAAGGAAAACAGGGAACGGGGCGGGGGCAACGAGGAUGUAUACGAGCUGAUUACUCCUUUCGUCCCGGACGAACAAGACUUGUGA
Messenger RNA from Gloeophyllum trabeum ATCC 11539, 603 nucleotides. RefSeq lists its product as uncharacterized. The coding region runs from base 1 to 603 and encodes 200 amino acids. Lineage: Eukaryota; Fungi; Basidiomycota; Agaricomycetes; Gloeophyllales; Gloeophyllaceae. The record is from RefSeq and is a predicted model, not a curated record. The transcript is spliced from 2 exons.